This is a messenger RNA of Iphiclides podalirius (scarce swallowtail), 711 nucleotides long. The record is from the annotation of a GenBank genome assembly. Lineage: Eukaryota; Metazoa; Arthropoda; Insecta; Lepidoptera; Papilionidae.
AUGCCAAGACGAGGUCGCUCAGCAAGCCCACCGCCUGCUCCACGCAGAGCUGCGGCACCACCAAGUAAUGUACCAGCUCAUGCACCCCCUACAAGUGUAGGCCCUGCUCAAGCUCAACCCCAACAACCAUCAUUAUUUGGCCAGAUGGCUGCUACUGCUGGUGGAGUGGCCGUAGGAUCUGCAGUGGGUCACAUGGCAGGCAGUGCUCUUACUGGCAUGUUUGGUGGUGGUAGCAGCAGUGAGCCAGCACCACAGCAGCAGGCUCCACCUGCUCAGUCCAAUUCUUACCAACAACCUGGAGGUCAGCAACCUCAAGGACCGUGCGCAUGGGAGAUUAAACAGUUUAUUGAAAGCAACCGCUAUUCACGCGCGCAACAACAUGCCCCAGCUCAACCGCCCACUGUUGUAGUAACCCCCGUUCCUCGGCGUUCAAUAUUUCGUGAUGCAGCUGCCGUUGCGGGAGGUGUAACUGUCGGCACUGCAGUGGGUCACGUGGCGGGGGAAGCUAUAACAAGUUUAUUUACUGGGCCACGGCGACAUGAAGUCGUUAGUGCGUUGCCACAGAGUUAUCAACCAGGUACGGAACCAAGCGGACCGUGCGCUUACGAGAUCUCCCAGUUCCUGCAGUGCGCCGCCACUCGGGAGGAUCUGCAGGAAUGCGCAGGUUUCAACGAAGUGCUUCAAGAAUGCAAAAGGCGAAACCGUCUGUCA